GAUUUGUCCUCUAGUUGUUGUUGUAUUUCAUUUUAUCCAUAUAUUUGUGCAAUAAAAAAGUUUCAUAAAAAUCAUCUUUAAUCAUCUGUAAGAUACAUUGUCAGAAAUAGAGUAAUUUACUCUGAACUAUCUAUGUUUUUGCGAGCACACACAGUGCAACAAAGAACAAACGAUGCAAGUUUACGACGACUCUUAAACCGUUUAAGAGCUGAUCUUCAUUAUCAAACACUCAACUCACUCGUCAGGGUUAAAGGCAUCCAGCACACCAUCAUUCGCAUGCGUAAACCAUCCUACCCUAUCAGUAACAUUCAGUACCCUACCAGAGACCGGGGAGGGAAGACGUCCCGUCGACGUCAGAAUCCCACUUACGUUCGCGAAUUAUAUAUUUCACUGAAAAUAAUCUAAUAAGUUUUGAAAAUGUUAAAUGAGUGCUUGUUGUAAAAAGUGACAAAUAGAAUUGUGACGUUGUUUUUACUGUGUUUGUGAUCCUUGAUUCGGUAUUCAAAUGAAGAAAGUAAAGUAAACCAUAAAAAGUCAGUGUCUUAGAUAAACAGUCCGCCCAGCAUGAAUAAAUGAAACGAUGAAGUUAUUCUUCAGAUAUAUGACAAAUGGGUAUUGACCUCGAUGGGCUAAUAGGCUUUAUUAUAAAAAGUGCAAGUGACGUAUAAAAUGCCUGUGCAAAAACACAAAAACUAAAGCUUAUAGACGGCUGGCAAUGGCGUGUGACAGUGCAACCUAGCGUGAUGGUGCUAAAGUCAGUAUGACAACGUGGAUGGCGCUGUUCGGGCUAGUAUGGCUGCUACGCGUGCGGGGUUCGCUGUGCGGCUGCGCGGCGUGCAAGCGCGCGCGGCACGAGCACGACACGCAGCCCGGCCCGCGCACGCCCAGUCCCGACGAACGCGCGCCCUUUGACGUCAUCACCCUGCAGCAUUACACGCGCGACGUCACCGUGCAGACCGACUUCGAUGACGAAGACGAUUUAGAUAAGAUCGAGCUUCAGAUCACGGAAGAAUCAAACGUUGGCAACUUCGAAGGCGGGCGGGAGCAGCCAGCGCAAAGCCCGGAAAGCGCCCGUCGCGGGCCAGGAAGCUACCAGCCAUCUGAUUCCGAUAACGAAUCCGUUUGGGAGACUUCGGACGUGACAUUGGAGCGAGGCGCCGGCGGGCUCGGGCUGAGCAUCGCGGGCGGGGAGACCGGUGGGGACGUCAGCAUCACACGGAUAGCCGAGCACGGCGCAGCCAGGAAGGAUGGCCGGUUGCAAAUUGGAGAUGUGUUAUUACAGGUUAAUGAUGUUUCGGUGGAGAAUGCCCCUCAUUCUGUAGCCGUUGAUGCUCUACAGAAGGCUGGAAAUGUUGUAAGAUUACGAGUUCGUCGAGCCCGGCGCCCGCGAGUGGUUACACUGUGGCGAGGGGCGCGGGGCCUGGGUCUCGGCAUCGCUGGCGGAGCGGACGACGCGGCGGGCGGCGGGGGCGUUUUUGUGUCGCACAUCGCGGUCGGCGGCGCGGCGCACCACGACGGCAGACUGAGGCUAGGUGAUAAGAUAUUGGCUGUUAGGGAUGAAGAUGGUAUAGAAACGUCACUAAUAGGAGCGACCCAUGCGCAAGCCGUAACAGCCCUGCGAAGCACAGGAGAACAGGUGACUCUGGUCGUGCUGCCCGCUGGCUCCUUUCCGCCCGUUGCCAGAACAGCUCCGCUUUAUUCUACUAAAACUCAAGCCACGUCGUGUUCUACGCUUCAUGAACUUUUGGAAGAGGAGCCGAGUGAAAUCCCGAGAUGCGUCCGAAUGGUCCGACUAGUCCGUUCCGGGUCCCGACUCGGUAUGGACAUAGUUGGCGGCCUAGGCGGGGAAGCGGACACGGCGAGCGGUGUAGAAGAUGAUGCUUGCGGGGUUUUCGUUUCCGGAGUUUCGGUGGGCGGGGCAGCGUACGGCAUGCUCCAUCGAGGCGAUAGGAUACUGAGUGUUGACGGACGGGACUUGACGCGGGCCACGCAUGAACAGGCUGCGGCGGCAUUGAAGCAGUACUCUGGUGCAGCGGUGUCGAUAGCAGCGCAGUACCAACCGGAGCAGUACGAGCGGCUGCGCGCGCGCAUACGCGCGAUCAACGCUGCCGCCGCCGCGUCGCCGCACUCACACCGCCACGCUACCCACGUGCCCGUGCAUCCUGAUCUACACGCUGUAUACCCAAGGUAGCUGGUGACGUAAAUGGCUGUGAAAUCGACCAUUCGAAAGUGGAAAUCGAGGGACGUUAAAGGUAUUCAGGUAUUUUCCAAACAAUUUAUUUAUAUUUACCAAUAUAGAAAUUCGGUCUUGUAAAUAUUGUUAUGUUACCUAUAUAUGUCGCAAACGGGGAAAAAAGGACCUUAGCUACCUGUUGUCUUAUGUGAUGUCUCGAUUUGUCUCACGUCUGAUAUAUGCCAAUUCUCUGACAUGUGUAUUUGAGACCUACGCAAUGCGACAGUGACAGCUAUCUAUUCAUAAUACGGUCACUAUUUUAGUCAGCCACGUUACCACGUUUUGGUUCCGCUUCAAUGUUAUAUCAAUUAUUCAAAUAUCGUUAAUAAUACGCCUGAAGUUUGCUAAUAUUAGAUCCCUUUUUCCACGUGACCAGAUAAUUUAUAUUAAGAUAUCUGAGUUCAUUAAUUAUUUGUUUAAUAAAAUACCGUUAACCGGGGUGAAUAGGGACAGCUGGGGUAAAUAGGGACAAAUCUUAAAAUUAGAUUUACCUCACAAUUUCUUAAUAUUUACCCACGCAAAUUGUAUCAUACGAUUGAAAACAAUAUUAGAUCUCAUUUUAAAUUUUGUCCCUAUUCACCCCAGCCGUCUUUAUUCACACCGGUUGACGGUAUGCAUUGUAUCUGCAUAUUAAAACAAUUUCACUAUAAGGUAUGUUAAAAAGUAUAAAUAAUAUUUUUAAGACAAAAAAUGAUAUGUGUACAGAUUUUAUAUAUCAUUAAAAAUGUUUUAUACAGUCAUUCAAUGAAAUUGUAUAAUAACUAGUAUCAUAUAAGUAAAUGUAUUACGGAUAUUUUAUAAGAAAAUUUAGGUAGGGUCUAUUAAUAUCAUUAUCAAGUCAAGCUGUGCACAAGACUUGCGAAAAACUUUCACUGAUAUUAUUAUUAACAUUUAUUUAUAUUGCGCUUAGCCACCAAUAAUAAUACUCUCUGACGUCUAAAACGUCUCGAAUUUAAACUGUGUGACGUAAAUAAAAUGUGUGACAUAAAUAAAAUACUAAAAUGUAUUUCUAGUGUUUUAAUAAUUUCUGGGUUACCUACCUACCUACCUAAAAGAAAAUUUGUCACAAAAAUAGUUUUGGAAAAAACAUGAGGAUUUGCAGUUAGAUAUAUCACUUAGGUCACAAUGUAUUAAGGUAUUGACCUACUUCUUACUACUAAUGGGAAUGGCAACUGUGAAAGAUUUGCAUAGACUGAUGGCGCCAUCAUCACACGUAUCUCUAGUUUUUUUUUUCUAUGAAAUUUGGCUUAAAGAGCUGGAUAUACAAUAAAAAAAAAUACACAAUAUGUUGGCGCCAUCUGUAAAAAAUUUCGACCGGCCGUACCCAUUGAAUUAAAUUGAUCAAUUUUACAGUAUUAUUCAUUUUCAGUCAGUCAAAUUGUAAGAAUAUAUUAUUUUUGGAUGAUAUCUUUCUAUCGAAUAUAUUUUUCACGAGGAUUUUUGGUUGAUUAAUGGGUAGCUGGGGAUGGAAAACUCAAGUAAUGCUCUCCACGUGGACCACUAAUAUGAUUUUAUUAUUCCGUCAACAUUUUUUUUCACGGACUGAGAGCAAUUCUUUGAUUUAUCACCCUUCAAAUUGUUGUUGUUGAAAAAACAAAUGAUACCCUACAAUUGUAAUUAGGAACGUGGAGAAUUUGGUAACUUGUAAAUUAAUUGUCUGUGUUGUAAAGCGUAGAUAAGUGAACUACAAUACUUUGUAAGUAAUUUUGUAAAUAAAAUAAAAUUUUAAAAAUGAUUAUAAAGUAAUUUUGAAACUGUGAUAUUAAAUUUAAUGUAGUACCUAUGUUAUGGUAAAAACUGAAGUUGAAUACAUGACACUGAUAAUGUAAA
Cydia pomonella (codling moth) is the source of this 4063-nucleotide messenger RNA. Its product is annotated as disks large homolog 2-like. The coding region runs from base 761 to 2191 and encodes 476 amino acids. Gene Ontology annotation, cellular component: neuron projection; postsynaptic density membrane; neuromuscular junction. The transcript is spliced from 11 exons. The record is from RefSeq and is a predicted model, not a curated record. Gene Ontology annotation, molecular function: protein binding. Lineage: Eukaryota; Metazoa; Arthropoda; Insecta; Lepidoptera; Tortricidae. Gene Ontology annotation, biological process: chemical synaptic transmission.